This is a messenger RNA of Moneuplotes crassus, 658 nucleotides long. NCBI's taxonomy places the organism in Eukaryota, Ciliophora, Spirotrichea, Euplotida, Euplotidae. The record is from the annotation of a GenBank genome assembly.
GAUAACACUUUAGUCUCUUAUGCUGAUCCUAGGUUAAUUGAAACAAGGAAUGUUUAUCCAAUUAAACAAGAAUACGCAGUGACUAGUCAAACUCCUAUGGCAGCCACUGCUUCCACAUUCCAUCCAUUAUAUCAAACCUAAUGUCUCCUCCCCACGGAAUAAUUACAAAAGAACAAUUUCAACAAGCCCAGUGCAUAGAACUACUGUACUAUCAAUGCCUCAUAAAGCUACAGUGAGUGUAAACGAAAAUCCUAUUGUUAAGAUCACAACAGAGAAACAGGUCUAUUAUCCAUCUACAGAGAAAGAGACUGAAGAACAUUACGAGGUAAAAGAGAAGGAAGGAACCCCAGUCUAUCCAGCUUAUAAGACUGCCUACGAUCAUAGAUUUGAGGGUAAUAUGGGAAAAUUAAAUAACACAUCUCAAGAUUUUGACUGUAACCACUACGAAGCUGACAAGAAGUAUACAACAAGGUAUAGAUACCAGACUCCUACCAGAGAGUCAAGAUACACAACAACUUAUAUACCAACUUACCAAGCUACAACUCCUAUUUACACAUCUCCUGUUUAUACCAUCAACAAGAGAUACGAUCCUUUCCCUAGAUACUACUAUGACGUAUAACUCGUUCUCUUGUCUCCAUAUCUAUCACUAUUAUCCUAA